Messenger RNA from Oncorhynchus kisutch (coho salmon), 4024 nucleotides. Its product is annotated as adenosine 3'-phospho 5'-phosphosulfate transporter 1. Gene Ontology annotation, cellular component: Golgi membrane; endoplasmic reticulum membrane. Lineage: Eukaryota; Metazoa; Chordata; Actinopteri; Salmoniformes; Salmonidae. The transcript is spliced from 5 exons. Bases 548 to 1867 code for a protein of 439 amino acids. Gene Ontology annotation, molecular function: 3'-phosphoadenosine 5'-phosphosulfate transmembrane transporter activity. The record is from RefSeq and is a predicted model, not a curated record. Gene Ontology annotation, biological process: 3'-phosphoadenosine 5'-phosphosulfate transport; transmembrane transport.
UUUGUAAACAUUGUGGGAUGCUGACUCGGGAGAACAAAGCCUCCUUGAUAACGGCAAACCCCCUUAUUUCUCAGUUUCCUGUCUGAUGCUUUUGGUAAAUCCUAUUUAUUGUUGUUGCUGGGUUCUUCCAUUUGUACAAUGAGUCUGGAAAUUCCGCUCAGCCGGAUAACCUACCUGUUCUCUGUGUACUCUGACAGGCUGCCCGUAUUUAAUAUUCAGGCACAGGCCCAAGGCAAGACUGGGCCCAAGUAUAAAGAAGCCUUUCAAUGAGGACACAAUGCUGUGAACCUAAUGGCCGACGCCCUUUUGAGUGAACUAUUCCCUAAAAUGACUAUUGUCAGUAGACACACCUGGCUGCUUUUGUGUCCUGUGACAAGACUCCGGGGGCUGUAUGUAUCAAGCAUCUCAGACUAGGAGUGCGGACCAAGAUUAUUUCCAGCAACAUCAAACUGUUUUAGAGACUGACGGACAGGGUCUGAUAGUGCUCCAGUUCUCCCUGUCAGAAUAAGCAACAGAGGACUUGGAAACCAUAUCAACUCCUGCAGAAAUGGAACUAUGGUUGUUGCUUUGGCUUGGCCUGGUUCUGAUCCUCCCAUCUUCGCUGGCGGCGGACGAAGCGUUGUCGCUGCUGCAGGACUGGCAUGACGUGUGGCUGUUCCGUUUCUUCCUCAACGUGCUGGGCUAUACCACCAUCAUCAUCCCCGGCUACUUCCUCAUCACCUACUUGAAGAGGAUCAACUACCUCCAAACAGGUGUGGAUGAUCUACAAACUGGCCGAGGCAUUUUCUAUCCUGUCAUAAAGGCCUGUGUGUUUGGAAGUGAAACGAAGACAGGUCUCCUAGACGACGUGUCGCUAGCUCCCAGAAAUGAUGCGGACUCGGGCUCGUCGGCCAGACAAGCCUUCAAGUUAGUCUUCUGCGCUGCAGGACUUCAGGUGUCCUACCUGACAUGGGGUGUCCUACAGGAGAGGGUGAUGACUCGCUCGUACGGGGCUUCCACCCCCGAGGAGGAGGGCGAACACUUCAAGGACUCCCAGUUCCUGGUGUUCAUGAACCGUAUCCUGGCACUGACCGUGUCAGGCCUGUGGUGUGUCCUGUUUAAGCAGCCUCGCCACGGCGCACCCAUGUACAAGUACUCAUUUGCCUCGCUCUCCAACGUCCUCAGCAGCUGGUGCCAGUACGAGGCCCUCAAGUACAUCAGCUUCCCCACCCAGGUGCUGGCCAAGGCUUCUAAAGUGAUCCCUGUCAUGCUCAUGGGCAAGAUUGUGUCACACAAGAGCUACGAGUACUGGGAGUACCUGACAGCGGCACUCAUCUCUCUGGGUGUCAGCAUGUUCUUGUUGACGAGCACGGCAGAUAAGCACCCAUCUACGGUCACAACGUUCAGCGGCGUGGUCAUCUUGGGUGGCUACAUAGUCUUCGACAGCUUCACGUCCAACUGGCAGGACAACCUGUUCAAGCACAAGAUGUCAUCUGUGCAGAUGAUGUUCGGGGUCAACCUCUUCUCCUGCCUCUUCACCGUGGGCUCGCUGCUGGAGCAGGGCGCCUUCUUCGACUCGCUGGCCUUCAUGACGCGCCACUCGGAGUUCGCAUUCCAUGCUGUGCUGCUGUCGGUGUGCUCGGCGUGCGGCCAGCUCUUCAUCUUCUACACCAUCGCGCAGUUCGGUGCCGCCGUCUUCACCAUCAUCAUGACCCUGCGGCAGGCCAUCGCCAUCCUGCUCUCCUGCUUCCUGUACGGCCACGCCGUCACCAUGGUGGGGGGCUUUGGCAUGGCUGUGGUCUUCCUCUCCCUCUUCCUGCGUGUCUACGCCCGCAGCCGCAUGAAGGCGGGACGCAAGGUACCGCAGCCACAGGUGCAGAAGGUCUAGGAGGAGGAAUUGGAGGGAACUGGAAAAUGAACUAAAGCCACGUUUUCGGUGGUGCUUUUUCUCGUCUGUGUGUCCAGUUUGACUUUUUAAGUGUUGCUUUUAUGGGUUUCUACUUGUAUAGAAAAGGUACAGAAAGGGAUUUAAUGCCUUUUAAAGGUGUUUGACUUGACACGAACUGAGCUGUUGUCGGAGGUCAUUCGGCUAAAACAAUCAGCAGUCACAGGCGUUUUAAAUUACACGGCAACCGUCGCUUGUCCAUUUGUGUAUCUGAAACCCAGCUCAAAAGCAUACCACAUUGGCAUGUGAAAUGUAAAUAACUGAUAAUGGCUGACGCCUUUUGAUUUCUGCUUCCAUGAUAUGCUUCUGGAGCAGCACUCGGAACAUCAAUUUGACAUUUGAGGUGUAGUGUUGGCGUUAGUGCUAGUACAUGAGCUGUGUACUGCAAGACUCCAGCUCUUGGUAAUGUAACAUUGCGAAUGGCACCAUAUUACGUGGUUUAUAAGGCCUCUAUGAAAAGUUACUUUGACAGUGAGAGAACAUGAGAUAUUGUGGUGAGCGGAGCAGGGGAUCAUAUCUGUUUAGAUACUAUACCAAUUUUUUUUUUAAACGAUGUCAUUAUUGCAUUCUACUUUUUGGACAUGGCAUGAGACAAAUGUUAGGUGAUCAUUACUAGUCAAUGAUCAGGUAAUUCUGUUUGAAUAUUUUAUUUCUUCUGUAUAAAGAUGAUUCACUUUGGGCAGUGUUCUGACUUGAGAUCUGCCCACUUAACUUACGUUUUCGCAGAAGUCUGUCGUUGACAUGAAUGAAGGAUUUACGCGGACAUUUGAGCUGUGCAAACGCAGAUCUCAAGUCAAAAUACAGAUCAUAGAAAGUUGAUGUUUUUUGUCCCUCGUGGCUUACCAGAGUAUGUCUGAUAAGGAAUGUUACUGAUCGUGUCCCCACAGAGAGAACUAAACCAUUUUCCUCACAGUAUCAUAAGAAUAAAUGCGCAGCUUACCAGCAAACCAUCAAAAAUAACUUUGCAGCAGUUAAUGUUCUAUAUUAUAUGGACCUGGAACUGUGUCUGUCACCAACACAGUGCCUAUGGAAAGUAUUCAGACCACUUGACUUUUUCCACAUUUUGUAACGUUACAGCCUAUUCUAAACUGUAUUACAUAGUUUUUUUCCCUCCUCAAUCUACACACAAUUCCACCAUAAUGUCAAAGCAAAAACUAGUUUUUAGAAUUGUUUGCAAAUGUAAUUAAACAAAAUAUUAUAUUUGCGUAAGUUUGCAGACCCUGUUCAUUCAUGCACCUGAGCUCAACUUCGAGUCUCAUAGCAAAGGGUCUGCAUACUUGGGUAAAUAAGGUAUUUCUGUUUUUAAAGUUGUAUAAAUAAGCAAACAUUUCUAAAAACCUGUUUUCGCUUUGUAAUUAUAGGGUAUUGUGUGUAGAUUGACGAGGGAAAAAAACAAUUGAAUCAAUUUUAGAAAAAGGCUAACGUGACUGUGGAAAAAGGCUAACGUGACUGUGGAAAAAGGCUUUGGAUCCGAAUACUUUCCGAUGCAUGGUGUGUGUUCGGCCAACAGAUGCUUAUUCAAGAUGCCCAUCUUAUUUUUAAAUAGGACACACUAACGUUGGGUCAUGCAAAAGACAAUUUACUGUCAAAUGCCAGCAAGAGUUGCAGCCAGACGGAAUUAUUUGAACAUUCAGCCUGCACAAUUAUUUGCUCUCUGCUUUGUUAGUUUAGGAUUCAACUCAGCAAACCAUAGUGACAUAUUUGAUUAGCAUAAAUGCCAUCAAUCUUUAUGCUGUAUGUUAAAAGUUUUGUGGCAUUAAUUUAGUGGCCUGGCUGACCCAGGAAGUGUUUAUGGAGAGGGAAGGACUUCCAGUUUGCCUAGCCAGGCAAAUGAAUCGGUGCUAUGUAUAUAAACUAAUUAUCAUUAAUUGAUACACUAUAUGUUUGUAUACAGUACCAGUUAAGUUUGGACAAACGUACUCAUUUGAGGGUUUUACUUAAUUGUUUAUUAUUUUCUACAUUGUAGAAUAAUAGUGAAGACUUCUAAACUAUGAAUUGACACUACCAUUCAAAACUUUGUGGUCACUUAGAUAUUUACUUGUUUUUGAAAGAAAUGCAAAAAAUGUUUGUCCAUUAAAAUAACAUCAAAUUGAUCAGAAA